This is a messenger RNA of Corylus avellana, 2196 nucleotides long. Lineage: Eukaryota; Viridiplantae; Streptophyta; Magnoliopsida; Fagales; Betulaceae. The record is from RefSeq and is a predicted model, not a curated record.
AUGCUAGAUUUAAAGCCUUAUCAUCUCCUCUUCACCUUGCUUCUCUUUGGUAUUUUCUCCACCAAUCAUGCCUGCAACCAAAUAGACCGCGACUCUCUCUCGUCCUUAGCCUUCAACCGUAUGUCUUCUCCUCCACUAAAUUGGUCUUCCAUUGAUUGUUGCCAGUGGGAGGGCAUUUCUUGUGAUCGUAAAAGUCGAGUCAACCAUAUUUGGUUACCUUCUAAAGGCCUCUGUGGCAGUAUAUCUCUCUAUCUCGGAAACCUCACACGUCUCUCCCACCUUAAUCUCUCCCACAAUUCACUUUUGGGUCCUCUCCCUAAGGGAUUGUUUUCGUCCUUGAAUCAACUCAAGGUCAUUGAUUUGAGCUACAACCAUCUAUUUGGAGAUAUAUUUGGUUGGCCUGCCUCCCUUCAAAUUGUUGACAUAUCUAGCAAUCAAUUUGGUGAGACAAUCCAAUCUUCAUUCAUUCAAAGAGCAUGGAGGUUGAUCGAGCUCAACGUCAGCAACAAUAGUUUCAUGGGCCCUAUUCCUUCCUUUCCUUGCUUCAAUUCGUCAUUUGUUAGUCUCCUCGAUUUCUCGCAUAAUCUUCAUAGUGGCCAUAUUCCUAGUGGACUAGGGGCAUGUUCUAAACUCAAGGUUUUCCGGGCAGGUUUUAACUCUCUCUCAGGUAUGCUUCCUAAUGAUAUAUACAAUGCGACAGGAUUAGAAGAAAUCUCCUUACCUUCCAAUGACCUUUCAGGACCCAUUAGCAGUGACAUUGUGAACCUUGCCAAACUCACCAACCUAGAGUUAUAUAGCAAUAAAUUGAGUGGCAAGCUCCCUUGGAAUAUUGGAAUGCUCUCUAAAUUAAAGCACAUAAUCCUUCAUACAAACUCCUUAACAAGUUCUCUGCCUCAAUCUUUGAUGAAUUGCACAAAUCUCACACAACUAAUUUUACGGAUGAAUUUCUUUGAGGGAGACCUCACUUUCUUUAAUUUCUCCAGUCUUCAUCAACUUACCAUAAUUGACCUUGGGGCCAAUAACUUCUCAGGUAACUUGCCAAUAAGUCUCUACUCAUGUAAGUCCCUAAUUGCGAUUCGUCUAGCCCGAAACCGACUAAAGGGACAAAUCCAACCCGAGGUGCUUCAAUUGAACUUCUUAUCUUUCCUUUCUCUUGCUUACAAUAGGCUAACCAAUAUCACAAAUACAAUUGAGAUUCUGAUGCAUAGCAAGACACUCACAAUAGUCCUCCUUGGAAGAAAUUUUCUACAUGAGGCAAUGCCAGGUGAUGACACUAUAGUUAGUUCGGGUGGAUUUGAAAAUCUCCGAAUUUUGAGUCUUAGUGAAUCCCAACUGACUAGUCAAUUGCCUAUAUGGCUUUCCAAGCUCAAGAAGGUACAAGUCUUGAAUCUAUAUUCCAAUUGUUUCAUUGGCUCAAUUCCUAGUUGGUUGUCGACCCUUCCAAGGCUCUUCCAAUUAGACUUAUCUGAUAACCAUAUUUCAGGUGAAUUCCCAAAAGAACUUUGUGCAUUACCAUCGUUAGUGUCACCAAAGGCUUUUGUAAACAGCAGUUAUUUGGAUUUACCAAUUUUUGUCACAGUAGCAACUACUACCCAGUACAUUAAUUUUAUCUCAAACCUUCGACCAGCAAUAUUAGUUGGAUACAACAAUCUUAGUGGCAACAUCCCAAUUGAGAUUAGCAAUUCAAAGAUGCUUCAUUAUCUGAACCUCAGUCAUAACAACUUCUCAGGCAACAUUCCAAAGCAACUGUCUCAGCUCACGAACUUAGAAGGGUUGGACCUCUCUUCAAAUCAAUUGUCUGGCGAAAUUCCAACAUCACUAAGCAGUCUAAAUUUCUUGUCCCAUUUUAGUGUUGCAAACAACAAUUUGCAUGGACCAAUACCAUCAGGCACUCAGCUCCAGAGCUUUAAUACCUCUGCAUAUGAAGGCAAUCUUGAACUUUGUGGCCCGCCACUUCCACAUGAGUGCACCCAUAUUGUUAGCAACAACAAAGGCAAUAUUGAGGAUGAGGACAACAAGUCUCGAAUCCCAUGGUUUCAAGUUAUUGUGGUUCUUGGCUUCAUUACAGGUUUUUGGGGAGUUUGUGGUCCAUUACUUUAUAGCUAUAAGUGGAGAGUUGCUUAUUUCCAAUUUAUGGACAGCAUAAAAGAUAGGUGUAUAAUCUUAUUUUUAAAAAUUGCAGAUUGGUCGUUUUAG